This is a messenger RNA of Colletotrichum truncatum, 801 nucleotides long. RefSeq lists its product as uncharacterized. NCBI's taxonomy places the organism in Eukaryota, Fungi, Ascomycota, Sordariomycetes, Glomerellales, Glomerellaceae. The record is from RefSeq and is a predicted model, not a curated record.
AUGGCGCCGAUUCCCCCCAUGCACGUCGAUGCCCCAGGAACUCGGCUGCACCGUCUUUACCAUCGCGAUGCAGAACAGGGUCGGAUAGCGGGUAUGCUUGUCGGAUGUCUCCUGGCAGCUAUUUUGGCCCUCGGCAUCAUGUACUUUUGCUUCAACUGCGCCUUCUCACCCAAGAAACAGCUCAAAAAGACAGGCCAACAUGAGCACGCGCAUAAGUCACAUACGCACCACCAUGCACAUCCCCAGAAAAGUUGUCAUGGUGUCCAUGCCCUCCCUGCCCAGGUUCCUCAUACACACAAAUGGAUACAUCACCAUCACAGACGUUCUCAUCAACACCACCAACAAAAACACCAAAAGCCUCGUUCGAAACACCCAGCGAAAAAGAAACGGAAGUCCACGCACCGUAAAACUCGCUCGACCAAACCCCGUGGGACGACUGUAAGAUUCUUGCCGAUGCCACUGAUGGAGGUUCCCAUGGCCCCAGCGGCAGCUGCCGGCGUUGGCAUGGGCAUAGGUAUGGGCAUGGGUAUUCCCGAUGACGACUUCAUCGACUACGGGCCGGCACCUGAGAACCAAGACCUAGGCUUGGAGAUGGGCUGGGGCGUGGACCCCGGAUUCCGGCUGGAGCAAUUUGCGGAUGCCGAUGAUCCCGACGGCGAAGAGGAAAUAACUUGCAAUCAGUGCUGCUAUUCGUUUUGGGAUGCUUUGUGCGGUAUUGAGCCCGCGAGUCGGGAUUUGAGGAGGGAGGUUACGAAUGACGGAUAUCCACCCCUGGAUGAUGAAGAGAUGGCGGCCGACUGA